Messenger RNA from Frankliniella occidentalis (western flower thrips), 3195 nucleotides. RefSeq lists its product as uncharacterized. The record is from RefSeq and is a predicted model, not a curated record. Bases 313 to 1911 code for a protein of 532 amino acids. Lineage: Eukaryota; Metazoa; Arthropoda; Insecta; Thysanoptera; Thripidae. The transcript is spliced from 11 exons.
CGCUAGGUUCGCAGGUCCGCCGGCAGGCCGCCGCCAGGGAGGGAGGCGUGCGUCUCGCUCACUGUCAGUUGGGUUGAGUCGAGCCGAGUUCAGUCCACUCCACCGUCCCGCGUUCCGCAGCAGCCGCCGUGUCGGCGUCGCCGACCCUAACCUCGGCGAGAGGACCCCCGCGUGCAGCCACGGCAGCGCGGUGCGCGUGGCCGCGUGUGUGCGUGUUAGUGUGUUCGCCCCCGCGUGUGUGGGUCAGUGGACGUGUGGCACUGUCAGGACCAGUGGAGCCAACCCCCGCCUCCUGGGGGCAAACAUUUAAAGAUGGCGGGCUGGGCAGCCGCCCUACUACUGGCGGUCGCUGUAUUGCUACCGCCGAGCCCAGCCACGGCCUACAUGUCGGACCGGCACUCUGCUUCUAACGCGAUCCUAGGCAUCAGCACGGCCUGCUCGUCGGGGAGCAUGAACGUGACGGUGCGGAUGCGGCACCCGUUCCGCGGCAUCCUGUACUCGCGCGGCUUCCCGCUGGAGUGCAGCACGGCGCGCGACCAGCACCACAAGCUGUUCGACUUCCUGCAGCAGCGCGAGCGCGACCGGGAGGCGGGGCGCCACGACAACGAGAACCAGGUGCCGCUGCAGCCCGCCAAGGAGGUGACGCUCAGCCUGCCCGCCUCCGAGUGCGGCAUCCGCGUCGUGCCCAGCAAGGAUGGCGAGGGCCUGUGGUUGCAGACGUCCGUGGUGGUGCAGCUGGACCGGCACCUGCAGCAGGCGGCGGACCAGACGCGCACCGUGUCCUGCCACCUUCCCGCCCGGGAGUCCAGCAUCCUCCUUCAGCCCCUGCAGAGUCACAGGACCGGGCGGCAGCGCGGCGAAGACAUCCCCUCUGUGGACUUCGCCGAGGCGUCCUCGUCGUCGUCCUCACCGGCGUCCUCGCCGGCGGCUUGGCAGCAGCAGCAGCAGCACCACUGGCAGCGCGCGCGCGCCCUCAUGGAGAUCCUGACGACGGCAGGCAGAGGUCGAGACCCCGGAGUGCUGACGGUGGGCGAGGAGGCGGCACUGAUCGUCACCAGCCACCUGCCAGCCGGAGUCGGGUCUCGCGUGACGGACUGCUUCGCGCACGACGGCGCGGGCGAGGGCAUGGAGCGGCUGUCGGACGGGCGCGGCUGCCCCACGGACAGGCUCAUCCUGCCGCAGCUCAGGGAGGUGCGCGCCGGGCCGGCCGGGGGCCCGCUGCAGGACCAGCGCAAGCGGAGGAAGCGCGCGCCCAACAGCAGCCUCCACACGCACGUGACCGCCGCCAAGUUCGCUGCCUUCAAGUUCCCCGACCGCAGCCGUCUGCACCUGCGCUGCCAGCUGCAGCUGUGCCGCGGUGCCUGCGCGCAGGACAGUUGCGACCAGGCGAACGCGACCCGACAGGAGAGGAGGGCACGGAAGGGCGAGCGGGGCGAGAUCCUGGGCCGGUUGCAGGUGUUUAACAGCGUGGAAGUUCUGGCGCCCGGUAUCGAGGGGGACGACCGGCUCAGGCUGGACGAGCUGACCGCAGCGAGUGGCGGUGGCGGCGGCGGUGGCGCGGUGGGGGAAAAGACGUUCUGCCUGUCGCCGCCCAAGAUGGCCCUGGCGCUGGCCGCGCUGGGCUCGCUGCUUCUCUGCGCCGUGGCCGCGGCGCUCUGGUCGCUGCUGCACCGUCGGCACCGCGAGUCGCCCCUCGGGUCGGCGCCACUCCGGGCCCUGCUCCGCCGACACUUCCUGCGGCUGCGCGAUCACGGCAGCCACGGAUCGUCGGCGUCCCUCGGCGAGAGGAACGUCCUGGUACGCGUCCAGGACUCGCCCUUCGGCCACCCGGCCGCGCCCAGCCCUGGCGGCAGCCCCGGUGGCCCCGGAGAUGGCAGGGGCGCCCUCUGGCAGGACAAGCUCUUCCACUGACUGCACAUGACUGACGAGCCUCUCUGAAUUUUACCGCCGGGGCUGUUCCCCUCAUCGUUCUAGCUCCUCAUGUUUUUCACCCUUCUUUUACACCUCGUUCGACUGACUACCUCCCACUACACUUCUGAAAAGGAGGACUGAGCGAUGUCAACCGGUGAUUAUCACGCAAGGUUUCGUCGAGGAAGUACGUUUUUUCAAAUCCAUUCAGCAAAUUACGGGAGCUUGGCGCCUGCGAGACUCGGGGUAGGCCUCCCCGCAGUACACGCAUGCCCUCCAGGCGCGAUGUAGCCUACCCAUCAGGCGCUUUGAUAGCUAUCUGCAAUUAGGUACUCAACGGCGAACGACUACUUUCUGGAUAAUCCCUUAUGACCUGAACUUGAUCUACUGGAAUACUCAGAGUAUUCGAUGACUGAUGAUGAAAAGACUUACCACUAUACUAAUAUGUAUUGUCACAUUGUUAUUUUUUUAGUUUUGUGCUAUUAUUAUUUAUUAAGUUGGCUUUGAGACAAUCUAGUCUCAGUCAUUUAAGUAGUUGUCAUUGUGCCUUGCUAGUACGUGAUAAACAUUCUAUAAACUUAUUUCAUUGUAGAAUUUUUCUUGUUUUUUAACUGCGAGUUUUAAUCAGUUUUGUUAUUAAUCUUUGUGUUUUAAUUGGAUCGUACUGGCCAGUCACUGACAACUCGCAUCGAACUGUGAUCUAAGACCAAGCCGUUCUUUUUUGAGUUCCAAAAUAGAACGGAGCUAGGUUAGGUGUUGGUGUUUGGUAGGUUUUGGUACAAGACUCGUAAAUUCAGGAAACUAUAGGCAGUUACUGUUCAAAUCCGAAUCCUUUUUGAUUUUUUUAAAACCAUGACGGAAUCAUUUUUUUUCACCUUUUUUGUGCAUGUAGUACUGGGAGUAUACGAAUUUUUAAAAUGAUGUAACUGCGGCUUUAUUUUCGAUAAGCCCUACAAAAAGGUCUAUUUUGUGAAUUGUGCGCAACUGUUGGCGCACAGUAAGAUUUUUUCACCUUUACUGUUCAUAUUUGCAGUACAUUAUUCAUCAUUCCUGAGUAACGUCCAAAACGUCUGGGAAGCAAAUAAUAUAAUAGGAUUAAGUACGUACCCCGACCUCUGUGAUUACGUUAUAAGCUCUUAAUGCAUAGAUGCAUCAUGGUACAAAAGACUGUUAUUAUUUUAGUUUGUGACGCGUAUUUUUGUUAUGUAGAAUAAUAGUUGAACGAGUGAUGCUGUUGGUGUCAUUCAUUGUGAAUAAAAAUAUCAGCCAUCCAUUGGAAAAAAACAA